This is a messenger RNA of Torulaspora globosa, 1722 nucleotides long. It is a transcript of the gene NPL4, whose product is annotated as nuclear protein localization protein 4. NCBI's taxonomy places the organism in Eukaryota, Fungi, Ascomycota, Saccharomycetes, Saccharomycetales, Saccharomycetaceae. Gene Ontology annotation, biological process: ubiquitin-dependent protein catabolic process. Gene Ontology annotation, molecular function: ubiquitin protein ligase binding; ubiquitin binding. The record is from RefSeq and is a predicted model, not a curated record. Gene Ontology annotation, cellular component: nucleus. Bases 1 to 1722 code for a protein of 573 amino acids. The transcript has a single exon.
AUGAUUGUUAGAUUCAGAACCAGGAAUGGGAUGCAAAGGAUCAGUUGUCAAGAAGGAGAGUCUUUUGGCAGCGUUAUUGAGAAAUUGGUGCCCAGUCUAGGUCCGCAGGUAGACAUGGAGACCUUAACUGUCGGUGAGAGGCAAGGGGAAGCAAAGCAGCCAGUGGCAGGUCUUCUUGACCGUUCUGUCAGUGAUCUGGGAUUGAAACACGGUGACAUAGUCUACGUGGCGUACCAGGAAAAGCCAGCUGAAGAGUCCGCAAAGGUAGACAGUGCUUCCCGGUCUGUGCAAGUAAGUGGUGGUACUCCUGAGCCACUUAGCGUGAAGGAGCUGCCAGUUGAUGAGGCAUUGGAGAAGAAGGACGGUCUGAUACCACGUAAGAGAUCCAGUUUGUGUAAGCAUGGGGAUCGCGCAAUGUGCGAGUACUGUUCACCGUUGCCACCUUGGGACAAGGAAUACCACAAAGAGCGCAACAUCAAGCACAUAUCGUUCCAUUCGUACUUAAAGCAGCUGAAUGAGCAUACCAAUAAGGCCAACGGCAGCUCUUAUAUCGCCCCACUGUCGCAGUCCAACUUCAAGAUCGACAGGAACUGUCAUAACGGCCACCUGCCCUGGCCGCGCGGAAUAUGCUCCAAGUGCCAGCCGUCAGCCAUCACUUUGCAGCAGCAGGAGUUUAGAAUGGUCGAUCAUGUCGAGUUCCAGCGUAGCGAUAUCAUCAACGAGUUCAUCCAAGCAUGGAGAGAAACUGGUACCCAGAGAUUUGGCUACCUGUAUGGGGCAUACCAGGAGUACGAUGCAACGCCUUUGGGGACCAAGGCUGUCGUGGAGGGCAUCUUUGAGCCCGCUCAGCACGACGAACAGGAUGGCCUAACCCUAGACGUCGAACAGAUGUCGCAAGAGAUGCAGAAGAUCGACUCGCUUGCCGAGCAGAUGGGUCUACAAAGGAUAGGGCUGAUCUUCACUGAUUUAAGUGACGCGGGGUUCGGCGAUGGUUCAGUGUUGUGUAAAAGACACAAGGAUUCUUUCUUUCUGUCAUCGCUGGAAAUAAUCAUGGCCGCCAAGCACCAGGUGAGACACCCGAACGUGAGCAAGUUCAGCGAGCAGGGUGUCUUCUCGUCUAAAUUCGUCACCUGCGUUGUGUCUGGUAAUCUCGAGAGUGAGAUCGACAUCGCAUCCUACCAGGUCUCCACGAGCGCGGAGGCCCUUGUCGAAGCUGACAUGAUCAGUGGUUGCACGCAUCCUUCCAUGGCUUACAUCAAUGAUACAACGUCUGAGAGAUACGUACCGGAAAUUUUCUACAUGAAGCAAAACGAGUACGGUCUGACAGUCAAGGAGAACGCCAAGCCAGCGUUCCCCGUCGACUAUCUGCUGGUAUCGCUUACUCACGGUUUCCCCAAGGACGCCGCUGAGAACAAGCCUCUUUUCGCCACCGCUGCCGGAUUUCCCUGGGCUAACCGCCAGGCAAUGGGCCGGUCGCAGGAUUACCACGAACUGAAACGCUACUUGCUGCCUGCCGCCAGCGGCAACGACCUCAAAACACUACACGACAAGAUAUCGAAUUUCCAGCUGCUUCUCUACGUACACUCGCUUGAAGUGCUGUCCUCACAAGAAUGGGCGCUGCUCGUCGCCGCGGCAACUACCAAUGACUACGAGCAUUCAAUGCUGCUGCUGACCUCAUCGCCCGGCUGGCAAACGCUCGUCAUGAUCCUUCAACAGAGCUAG